This is a messenger RNA of Pocillopora damicornis (cauliflower coral), 3183 nucleotides long. Its product is annotated as mediator of RNA polymerase II transcription subunit 1. Gene Ontology annotation, molecular function: transcription coregulator activity. Gene Ontology annotation, biological process: regulation of transcription by RNA polymerase II. NCBI's taxonomy places the organism in Eukaryota, Metazoa, Cnidaria, Anthozoa, Scleractinia, Pocilloporidae. Gene Ontology annotation, cellular component: mediator complex. The record is from RefSeq and is a predicted model, not a curated record.
AUGGCGGCUGCAGUUGAAAUGAGAACAUGUGGAUCAUGUUGUCUUCAGUUGAAGGAACUCGUGAACAGCUACGAAGAAGAGCUUGGAUUAAAAGGCAAAGAGUUUGAUGGCACUAAAAUUCAUGCCUUUGGAUCACUAAACUUUUACUUGGAACACAGUAAGUUUAAUGACUUACUGAACAGUAUUAGAUCAAAGUGUAAGAGCUGUGCAAGUUGGCCUGAUCCUGCCAAAGCCAUUCGAGCUUCUCAGGAAAGACAACAACAAGUUGAAAACCUUGCACCAGUGAAAAAUUACAUCUCAGAAUGUUUAGACAAGUUGCAAAAUGCCAUGAAAGACAAAUCAAUAAAGGUUGUUGCACAGAGACUUGAAGCCAUCACAAGAAAAGUUGGGUUGAAGUUUAUUGAAAGUGGCAGAGAAUGCUUCAUAAAUUCUGACAUGUUUUAUGUUGAGGUUCGAAUGGCAGCUGAUGGUACAGUUUCAGAAGUGAAAGUGGCGCACACUGGAGAUCCUGAGAGUUGCCCUGAGCUAACAAGAGUUUUAAGGGAGGGAGAUUAUAAUGAAUUUUUAUGCCAUUUACAAGGAUUAUGUGAUCUUUAUCAGCUCUCUCGUGACACAUUUCAAAAACCAAAGGUUCUUGCAGCUCUCAAAGCAGUGGAAACCGAUAUUAAUACAAUGGCAGCAUUCUUUGGUACAGAUGUGACUUCCACCGAAGCCAUCACACAAUGUCCUGUCGGCUUUAUCACCCCGAGACAGGGAGGCCGUCGAAUGCGCCUCUGUUAUUUUGCUUCCCCAUAUGAGUUACUGGAUGUCAACAGGCCUGGACAGGAUCGACAUUUUACAAGAGAAGAACCCCCUCCAAGAGACUUUGGUUAUCAAGUUUACGUGUCGCUGGAGCAAUCCCAGGACACAUCUCUUCCAAUCAGUCCACUUAUUACCGAGCCUUGUUACAGCAUGUUGGGACUGGAUGCGAGUCUAGAACCCAACAGCGAAGACUACCUGUUUGAGUUAAGAUCAUCUGAGCCAUUCACCCUAACAGUUACUUUUGAACAUCCUUGUACAUCCAGCAUGGCGUCAAUUGAUUUUUUCGUCUCUGAGGAUGACAUGAUCAAAGCUACCCUCACAACAGUGCCUGGAAAACCACUGUUCUGUUCGAAUGAUUACAUUUCCAGAGUCACUCAGAGGUGUCUCUCAAUCCCAGCUGCGAUGCGAUGCAUCAUCAGAAAAGCACAGAGCGUCAAACUAGAGGAACUUCCGGUUAAGGCAAGCGAGGAACUACUUCUUCCUGUCGGUGGGGGGCAACCAUCUACCAAAUUAGCAAGUCUGUCACUCCCUUCCAGUGCCGCUCUGUUCGGUGCGGCGGUCGGAACUCCGUCCAACCCCAACACGCCAGUGUUUCUGGGAACGUCACCGUCGUUUACAGGUUUUAACCUGGAAACACCCUCGCCGACUUUCAGUGCGUUCACGUUUUCUUCAAUAUCUCCUACGUUUUCUUUUAAUACAACGGAUAUUACAGCCGCUGCGGCAGAUUCUCUGACCACGACGGCCGCAAAACAACCCGAGAAGAAGCCUGAAGCCGCAAAAACACCGAACUUGAAGAUAACUCUUAAACGAAAGCGAGACGAUGAAUAUGUCAUUGAGAACUUUCAAUUGCCCGAUGAAGUCCCAAAGAGCGCGGUAAGAACGCCAGUUGGGCAAACGCCAUCGAAAAGCAAAGAAACGCCCGAUCCGGAGUCAAUGGAAGGAGACAACUUCCCUUUUGAUCUCGCUGCUGUCUCCGGAGCUAACUUCACUAUGGGGACCACAUUCCCGGAUGUAAGUGCUGGGUUAGAUGGUUCAGUGGUCGUGGCUGCAGGUAGUUCCACCGCUGGUCAACAUGUUGGUUUGGCGGGCGCAGACUCUUUAGCUGCUGCAAGCGGGCUAGGGAUCGUUUCCGCGGGAAUUGAGGGAUUAUCCGCCACCGCCGAUUUGUUCGAUAUAGGGGGCGCCGGUGCUGACGGGACAGAUUUAGAGGGGAUUCUUCAGAAUCUUUCUGGAGCAUCUCAUCUUCCACCAGGGAUUGUGUCAGGUGCUACGGCUUUGGAUUUUGAAACAGGAUUAGGAGCUGGAGUACCAGGACUGGACGUAUCAGAUCCUGGUUUCGACAUCGACGCGGCCCUUGAUGCCAGUGCUGUCGCAGACCCGAGUAUUGCGGGCACUGCCGGAGCCUUUGAUGUCGACUCCACGCUGGGCUUUGACCUCGAUAAUAUCACCGGUGUAGGAGGUCUCCCUCCUGAAGUUACAGGUGCAGCGGACCUGCUGGCCGUUAGUGGACUGAGCGGGAGUGACGUGUCCGUUGAUAUCGAUAUGCCUGGGACAUCGCAUUCGAAGAUAUGAGCUAGAUUUGCGGACUUAUUUUGGGACAGCUACCAGGCAACUCUUACGUGAAGCGCCUACAGGGUUGAAUGCCGUCUGAGGUGCGAUGAUGGAGAGUAACAAAUGUCAAGGAGCGAAGACUGCGAUCGAAGAUCGAGCAGACAGUUCUUACGCAUUGGUCGUGCUCUCGAAACUUCCCAAGUGCUUCAAAUCUCGAUGAACGCACACUGACGCAUGAACCAAUUGUUAAACAAAGGCUACAUAAAUGCCCCUAUUUCAGUUACUCUAGGUUAAAUGCUAAAAAGAACAAUUUUUAAUGAAGAGUCAAAAGUUUUCCGGAAUUGCAUCGAUUUUACUUUGCCCUCUGCCCAGUUUCACUCUCGCCAGCUCGUUCAAUCGCUUUUUUGCGCGCUUAGGGUAUCUGACGUAUUUUUUCUAGUUUUCAUCGGCUGCUUGUGAUACUAAACUUCGCUGUGAUUGGCUGCUGUGAUAACUUCGGUUUUGAGUUCUCGUUUUAGAACUUGCGAAAUGCGCUGCUACUCUCAAAACCAAACAGCAAUAAUGUCACUGUAGACGAGUUUAUUGACCCUGGGUUGCAAAGGUUUACAAGAUAUACAACACGAAUGAAGGGUAGAUACACAAAACAACAACUUUCACGGGUUUCACUCGAUUUGUUAAAAAAGAGAUGUCUCAGAAAAAAUAGAAGAACAUUUACAGACUGAUUUGGUUUCUAAGUAUAAAUACAAUAGUACAGAUCAAAUUUAUGGUGCGACGUUUUAAAAUGCUAAGUGUGCUUUAUUAAACGUCCUUGCCACAUGGCAUCUGAACGCA